This is a messenger RNA of Bactrocera tryoni, 868 nucleotides long. RefSeq names its product antigen 5 like allergen Cul n 1-like. The record is from RefSeq and is a predicted model, not a curated record. The coding region runs from base 59 to 814 and encodes 251 amino acids. The transcript is spliced from 3 exons. Lineage: Eukaryota; Metazoa; Arthropoda; Insecta; Diptera; Tephritidae.
UGCGAUCCUCGGAAUUCUACGAACUACACCAAUUUCAAUAUAACGGCGUUAAAUUGUAAUGAUGGCAAUGCCAUUAAUAUUACUCAUUCUAACGGCAGUCUCUGCGGCAUUGGCAACAAAUUACUGCGAUCCGAAGCUGUGCGGUCGGACAAAGCAUAUUGCUUGCGGCAACUACGGCGCUUUUGCGGCGCGCUGUAUAGAUCCCGAAGUGGUGAGUUUCACAAAAAGACAAAGGGAUUUGAUCGUACGCGCACACAAUAAGGUGCGCAAUCGCGUCGCUGGUGGCACGUCUGCUCUGCAGCCGGCCUGUCGCAUGGCCACCAUGCAGUGGGACGACGAAUUGGCCGCACUGGCGGUGUUCAAUGUCAAACAGUGCAAGGGCAGCCACGACUGCCACAAUACGGCGACCUUCAAGUAUUCCGGUCAAAAUUUAGCAUGGAUGACCUACAAUGAUUCACCCAAUACAACGGAAAUGUCAUUGAAGUCAGUGGAUAUGUGGUAUGAUGAGAGUAAGAAUACCAAAAUGGAAUAUAUAAAUAAGUAUCCGAGUAAUUAUCGAGGCCCCACUAUUGGCCAUUUCACCGUUAUGGUGGCGGAUCGUAAUAUUCGCGUAGGCUGUGCUGCUUCCACAUACAUGGACCCGGAUGAGUCACAAUAUGCCUUCCUAUUCGCCUGUAAUUAUGCAAGCACGAAUUUGGUCGGCACACCGACGUAUAAGAGUUGCACCAGUGCUGCUUCACUCUGCGAGACUGGCCGAAAUCGGCGUUACCGUAACCUUUGCUCGCCCUCGGAAAAAUAUGAGGCUUGGCAUUAGUCAACGAAAUGUUAAUAUAUACAUAUGGAAUUAUUGUAACAUUUUAAAUAAAAU